Molecule: messenger RNA, 510 nt
Organism: Pyricularia grisea
Lineage: Eukaryota; Fungi; Ascomycota; Sordariomycetes; Magnaporthales; Pyriculariaceae
Exons: 4
Coding region: 1-510 (169 amino acids)
Source: RefSeq, a predicted model, not a curated record
AUGAUCUGCGGCCAUGCAACAGUCAUUGCUACAAUACCUAAACCCAGGACGGGCAACCCCGCAUAUCCGGUCGGCAUUGGAGGCGCAAUACCAUUUGGGGGUACAGGCUCGGCCGAUAUGCCAGGUAACACCUUCUUAGGCGACGUGAGGAUGGGGGCAACUGGCGAUGGUGGCUCGAGUGUGGUACAUUAUGAACAUGGCAGAACAAAACCGAGGGGCUUGAGAUUGUUGGAAGAGACAUCAUCGUCCCCGGAUGACCGUCUUCUAAGUGUUCUGGAGGUUCUCAAGUCGAAUCAUAGUUCUGAGAGACAGUCCAUUAACCAUUUUCAAGGCGGCAAUGGCCCGGUUCAUGGAAAGACCCCACGAGCCUUGAACUGCCUCCUUAAUCCUCGUAUGACCCAGGGUGUGAACAUUUGUAUGGCGAUUACAUGGCAUGUGACCGUGAACGCCUAUUCAAGCGACCCGCUCGGCCGGCGGUUGGGAGUCAGAACCCAGUCUUCCAUUCCGUGA